This is a messenger RNA of Symbiodinium sp. CCMP2456, 675 nucleotides long. Lineage: Eukaryota; Dinophyceae; Suessiales; Symbiodiniaceae. The record is from the annotation of a GenBank genome assembly.
AUGGCCCGAUUGAACAGAAGGAUUCAAAACCUGGGGCCCAAUGCCCCCAGGCAGAACUUCGUGUACAUGCGUUUUCGGCUGGCUCGCCAGAACGCGGCCUACCUGGCAGCGAGAUUUAUCCAAGAAGCAUGCGAGAGGGUGGGUGUCGCGCACGGACUGGUGCUCAACCGCAACCUGCUGCUCAACAGCGGCGAGGGCACGUUGGAGUACGUGCCAGGCAUCAGCCCUCAAAAAACCGAGAAAGCCAAGAGGCUCAGUCGCCACUAUAUUGCCAGCAAAAAGUCCCUUUUAAAGGACUUGAGCGAGAAGAUUCUCCAGUUCGUCGAAGAUGACUGGGGUAUCCUCAACAGCUUCCAGGGCUUGCCAGACAGUGGGCCAGUUCUAACGCCCCCAGGGGUCAAAGGCAUGUCCGAAAAGUGGCUUUUCGGAAUGCUCGAAAUCGGAGUGUUCCGAAGGCAAGUCGCUGCGGUCACAAAGUGCACCACCACAGACAUCAGAGCCGCCAGCGAAGAUCACCUCAUAGGGGAUGCUUCGCUGGUUGGCAAUUUGCGGAACAGCCGCAAUUUGCAAAAUUUUGUCAAUCACUCCCCAGGUAUUUCUUUGAAGCAUUACCAGGUGACCGACUCAAGUCAAUUGAACGGGAAGCUUGGAAAGCUUAUGGCCGAGAAGCCGUAA